AAUGCUUUGCUUAGUGUCACUUGUUAUCAUAAUCACUCUGCCUGGCGAUCAUUGUGUUAUGUUAAGUAGUGAGUCUGUUUUCCGUCGGUGGCUCUUUCCUCCUAAGGUUUCAAUUCCAAACAUGGUUAUCCUUCUCUGGGUCUCUCCCCCGCCUCUCCCGCUCCAUGUUUCCAACAGUCUUCAGUCCAGUAAGUCAGAGGGAACAGAAGAGGAGAAAAAGGAAACAUUGUGGGGCUGAUGUUGUAAAAUUCAGGAGGACUAGUGGAUGCCAAUGGAAUUCAAUGGAAUGGAAUUAUGAAGCAGACUUUAUUCCAACUGUUUUUUAAAAGUUUGAACCAAACAGUAAGUGUUUUUUGAAUUCUUUUGAUUGAGUUGGAGACGCCAAAGACAGAAACAUGAAUGGUGGCGACUUGUUUGGCACUAUAAUAUACAACAACACACUUUGCGAUGGAUGGACCAACAACACUGAAGGUGCCAUCUACCAUCUGGGUAACACCAUUCUUUUUUUGGGGUACAUGGGGGGCAGUGGAGCAUAUGGGGCUCUGUACAUUUUCAGUUUCUUGGCUCCCUCCUUCCUGUGUCUGGGUCUUUGGGGCUGGCUGACAGUGUGUGGCCUCGAUGUCUUCCUCUGGAACAUGCUGCUGAUGCUGCAGUGCUUGGCCCAGGUGUGUCAUCUGAUUUUUCGGCUAAUGCAGGAUGGUUUAGCCAAUGAAGAGCUUUCCGCACUGUACACAGCUGUCUAUCUGCCACUGGAUGUACCUGUGCAGGUGUUUAAAGAGAUCACUGCUGCCAGUGAGAACAAAGUGCUCUCUCUAGCGGCCGAGGAGACAUAUGCUGUGGAAGGGAAGACACCCAUUGACCAGUUGUCCUUCCUCCUUUCUGGCAGGAUUAGAGUCUCCUUAGAAGGUCAGUUUCUCCAUUAUAUCUUCCCUCACCAGUUUCUUGACUCUCCAGAAUGGGAAUCUCUUAGACCAACAGAAGAGGGGAACUUCCAGGUGACACUAACCGCAGAGACAGACUGCCAUUACAUCUCUUGGCGCAGACGUCGGCUUUACCUUCUACUGUCCAAGGAUCGUUACAUUGCCCGACUUUUCUCUGUCAUGCUUGGAAGUGACAUUGCUGACAAACUCUACUCACUCAAUGACAAGCUAUUUGCAAAGAGUGGUGUGCGCCUUGAUAUUCGUCUACCCAGUCUCUACCAUGUUCUUGCCCCCUCGCCACAGGGCAGUGAGGGCGGCAGUGCUAGCUCACCACCCCGGGGAAGCCAAGAAGAUCCUACUGUUGUCAGGGUUGAUCCAACACCUAACCAGGGCUCAGACGCAAGAAACUCCAAGCAGAAUCAGGAAAAGGCCCCUAUGCCCAAACCCCUGCACCAAAUGUGGCCCUCAGACACAGAGAUGCCCUCUGGUGAGGACUCAACCAGCUUGGUCCUGGAGGACUUUGUUGAUAUGACAGGCUCUCUAAUGGACUAUGGGAAUGAGAGGGAAUAUUUGAUGUAAAGAUUGGGGUGUUGAAGCUAACACACUGGGCCACUUCUUAAGUUAUAGGAUGACACAUCAGGAAGUUUUCCACUUCAAUUCCAAAGAGGAUGUGCUCCACUGGCCCCUACUGACACCCCUGAGCUAUAGGAAUGGCUUCAGCACUGCAAAGAGCAUAUCAUGGCCAGGAUUGGACAAUGAUACAAUUCCUAAUCUCAACACCAUCAAAACUGUAUUUCCUCUGCUGACUGAAGACAACAUUAACAAAGAUCAGUAAAUAAUCAAAUAUGCAUUUUUUUGUUUAAGGACAGGGUUUCAAAAUCCUUCCAAACCUCUCCAAAACUCACUUUUUCAGACUGAUACUGUGUUACAUGAUUACACAUUGCUGUGAAGAAUGGCUGUUUUAUAAUCAUUUACAUUGGCAUGUGAUUGUUAGCUAAAUCUGUUUGGAACACUUGAGAGGGUGGCUUUGUAAGGUAUACAGCAACAAAUGAGGUUUUAUAACAUACAAACAAAUGAAUCCAGUUUAAAGCACUUCAGAGUACACUGACAUAUAGAUUGAUAUAUAACACUGAUUGAUAGUUUAUUACAAAAUUGUGUGCUUUUAAUUUUUUUUUUUUAUUUAACACAAGAAAGAAAUAAUUGUUACAACAUCAUACACUGAUUUGAUUUAGAUUUCGCUGUAAAGAAGGGACUGUAUACUGACCAUAUUAAGAAUGUAUUUUAAUGGGGCCAACUGUUGUUUAAACUCUGGGUUAUAAUGUUACUUGAUAUUCCUCUUCAGAUGCCAUUUCAAAGCAGAGAUUAGCUUUAUGACUAAUUUUGAAUUAGCAUAUUCAGAUUUUAAUAUGGUGUCCAGUAUGGUUAUGCAGGGUGCAGAAAUGCUGAAUUUUUGUUGGACUACUCCCAAAACUUUUAAUCAUGAAAAUGCACCAGUAUGUUUAGCACAUUUGUUAUCACAUUAAGAACCAUGUUCCAAAUGACCAAGUUUCAUCAUAAACAAUUUUUCUGUAGUUGAUUGGUGUUUAAGAAAACCAAAAGUACAAAUUCAGUCACAUUAAAUUCCUCUCUGAUAUUUUACUAUUAAACUCCCCGGAACAGUGCACAAAGUAGUAAUUUUAGCAACAAAAGUAUCUGAAAUCAUAUUUUAAACACUGUAAGGGCAAAAUUUUGUGGAGAAAUCAAAAACAAUAAAUACAUCUUUUACAGAGUAUUUCAAAUUUA
Myxocyprinus asiaticus (Chinese sucker) is the source of this 2702-nucleotide messenger RNA. RefSeq names its product popeye domain-containing 2. NCBI's taxonomy places the organism in Eukaryota, Metazoa, Chordata, Actinopteri, Cypriniformes, Catostomidae. The coding region runs from base 396 to 1499 and encodes 367 amino acids. Gene Ontology annotation, molecular function: cAMP binding. Gene Ontology annotation, cellular component: sarcolemma. The record is from RefSeq and is a predicted model, not a curated record. The transcript is spliced from 5 exons.